AUGGACGAUUUGGACCAGGUUGCGGAAGAAGGACACUAUGAAGAUGAGGACACACGGCCGACCAGCCGCAAAGAGCUGUGGGGAUGGUACUCCUACGGUUGGGCUGCAGAGGUCUUUGCCAUCUGCGCUAUGGGCUCGUUCCUUCCCAUCACUCUCGAGCAACUCGCUAGAGACCGGGGCGUGCUAUUGAGCGACAAGAAGACGCCGUGUAAUGCAGGUUGGCAGAACGGAGGGGAUACCAGUCCCGCCGGCCGCACUGUCUUCGAUCUUCCCAAACACCGGCAUAACGAACUGCCACCUUGCGUGAUAUAUGUUCUUGGCGCGGAGAUCAACACAGCCAGCUUUGCCAUGUACACCUUCUCCAUCAGUGUGUUGAUCCAGGCGCUGCUCAUCAUCUCCAUGUCGGCAGCAGCGGACCAUGGCCGCUUUCGAAAGACCUUUCUGCUCGUCUUCGCCUUUACUGGAGCCACUGCCACAGCGCUCUUCAUCGCAGUGGUCCCAAAGGUCUAUCUCCUUGGCGCCCUCCUUGCGAUGAUCGCCAACACGUGCUUCGGCGCAUCCUUUGUUCUCCUCAACUCUUUCUUGCCGUUAUUGGUGCGGUAUCACCCUUCUAUUGACCACGGCAGAAGUCGUGGGGAUCUGCUGCCUGACGAUGUGAGGCGGCGUGAGGAUGAUGAAGGCUAUGAUGAGCCGGAGGAUGAUAACUUGGCCAGCUCCACCUCAGCUCUGUUGCCUCGCGAUGUGUCAAAUGAGACACCUUCCACAGCAGUGAUUUCACCGGAGCUGAAACUGUCGACAAAAAUAUCUUCGAAUGGGAUUGGCAUUGGGUACAUUGCCGGCCUAUUUGUUCAAGCUGUCGCUAUUCUUAUUGUGGUGGCGACUGGAUCGACCACGUUUUCUCUACGCCUUGUUCUCAUGGUGGUCGGCUUGUGGUGGUUUGUUUUCAGCAUUCCGGCCGCCUUAUGGUUGCGGCCGAGACCAGGGCCACCACUGCCCACCGAGUUAACGGGACAUUCGGGAUGGGUCGGCUACGUGACGUACGCAUGGAAAGCACUAUUCAAGACCAUCGGACAUGCUCGGCGACUCAAGGACCUAGUCAUUUUUCUUUGCGCGUGGUUCUUACUGAGUGACAGUAUUGCCACCGUGAGCGGGACUGCGGUACUCUUUGCGAAGACGAGUCUCGGGAUGAAAACAGAAGCGCUAGGCCUCAUCAACGUUAUUGCAAUGACGGCAGGGGUGAUUGGCGCAUUCUAUUGGAGCUUUGUCUCGCGAGUCUUCAAUCUUUCAGCCUCUCGGACUAUUGUGGCUUGUAUAUGUUUGUUUGAAAUCAUUCCGCUGUACGGACUCCUCGGGUUCAUUCCUGCCAUCAAGCGGUAUGGAGUCUUUGGGCUGCAACAGCCAUGGGAGAUGUACCCACUGGGGGCCGUCUAUGGGUUUGUUCUCGGCGGACUAUCUUCAUAUUGUCGAGCAUUUUUCGGUGAACUAAUCCCUCCUGGGUUCGAAGCAGCAUUCUAUGCGCUUUAUGCCAUUACGGAUAAGGGUUCCAGCAUUUUUGGUCCAGCUAUUGUUGGCGCAAUCACGGAUCGAUAUGGAGAAAUCAGACCGGCGUUCGUGUUCUUGGCAGUGCUCAUUUUUCUCCCGUUGCCACUGAUGUUGCUGGUUGAUGUGGAUCGGGGCAAGGCCGAGGCAUCCACGAUGUCCCUAGAGCUGGAAGGGAAGCGUCAAGAAAUUGAUAGGGACGCGAGAUACACCGCAAUCCCUACGAUAGUUCUCUCGGAAGAAGAGGACUGA
Molecule: messenger RNA, 1791 nt
Organism: Exophiala dermatitidis NIH/UT8656
Lineage: Eukaryota; Fungi; Ascomycota; Eurotiomycetes; Chaetothyriales; Herpotrichiellaceae
Product: UMF1 family MFS transporter
Exons: 3
Coding region: 1-1791 (596 amino acids)
Biological process (GO): amino acid transmembrane export from vacuole
Source: RefSeq, a predicted model, not a curated record